This is a messenger RNA of Epinephelus moara (kelp grouper), 1449 nucleotides long. It is a transcript of the gene cd40, whose product is annotated as CD40 molecule, TNF receptor superfamily member 5. Gene Ontology annotation, molecular function: CD154 receptor binding; antigen binding. Gene Ontology annotation, cellular component: external side of plasma membrane; CD40 receptor complex. Gene Ontology annotation, biological process: positive regulation of isotype switching to IgG isotypes; defense response to protozoan; inflammatory response. The transcript has 9 exons. The record is from RefSeq and is a predicted model, not a curated record. The coding region runs from base 64 to 1038 and encodes 324 amino acids. NCBI's taxonomy places the organism in Eukaryota, Metazoa, Chordata, Actinopteri, Perciformes, Serranidae.
UAGGAGGGUGCGGACCUCACAGCAGUGACAAACACUGUGACAGAGUGGGAGAGGAGACUAAACAUGCUGCGAACACAACUUAGCCUCACUAAGAUGCAUCUUUUACUGCUGUUACCGAUGAUAAUGGGGGCGUUAAUGGCUGCUGCUCAGCCCCGCUGCGACCCUCUGACUCAGUAUGAGAAGAAUGGAGAGUGCUGCAAGAUGUGUGGUCCAGGGACCAGAAUGUCGUCGUCUGACCCUUGUCUGGAUCCUCGGUGCGUCGACUGUGGCGAGGAUGAAUAUCAGGAUAAAUACACAGCUGAACUCCGAUGUCAACCUCAGCCAUACUGUGACCAACAUAGAAACUUUGAAGUUCGCGUCAGUAAGAACAAGAAGGAAGAAAUCCCCUGCAUGUGUAAAUAUGGAUUCCACUGCUCCAGUGAAGAAUGCUUAACCUGUGUGCCACACACAACCUGUGAACCAGGACACGGGGCUCGAAUCAUAGGCAACCAUGCUCAUGACACCGAGUGUCAGGAAUGUAAAGACGACACAUUUUCCAACAACACCUCGUGGGACGGUGUCUGUGAGAAGUGGACACAAUGUGCGGAUGGAUACCAAAUCCAAAAGAGUGGAACAGGCAUGUCUGACAACAUCUGUGAGAGAACCCCACGGAAGCAUAUCCUUGUGAUCUGUCUUGUGAUUCCUGUGAUUUUGAUUCUUCUCGCACUUGCAUUGACGUACUGGCGAUGCCAAGGAGAUGCAUCGCAAAAGGUAAAGAUCUGUGUUGAAUCCUGCAUGGGAGAACACGAGAAGAAGCCGCUGAGAGAAACCACAGUGCCGAUGAUGCAGCCAGAUUAUCCCAUCGAGGAAGAGUCCACGUUCCCUCAGUCCUUACCGGAAGAGGGUGGCGCGGGGCCACCGGAGGAAAACGAGCAUGAGCCGCACCAGGAGAUGUCAGCAGUAGGUCGCACUGAACUGGGAAACGUUGUGGCUGAGGAGAUCGGGAAAUCAGCAAUCGUCUCCCGACAGGAAUCCCAAACAGAGACCUUUACAGACUGAGAACAGCUGCUGAUAGUGCGUGACUAUGAGUGUGACCUGUUGUGUGUCGUCGCCCCAUGCUUCUCUUGUACAUAAUUCUCCCCCUAAAUGUAUAUAGUAAUUAACUAAAUCUAGAUUGUGUGUUGAAAUACUGUAACUGUAGUGUAACAAUAGUGGGAGAGUCUAACAUACUACAUAUAUGAAGUCAUUAGCUUGGAGGUUGGUAGCAUUUCUAUAAGCUGUGGACUCAGUUUUCAUUGUGUGUUUAGGCCUGUAUUGUAUUUUGAUGUUAUCAACCUCUGUUUCAAUUGUUUACAAAACACUUGUGUAUAUAUUUGCUCCAGAAGUGUGUUAUGAUGAUAAUGAUUGUGCAUUGAAUGUAAUUUUAAAGCCUUUUAUUUGCAUUAAAAUGUGUGUUACGUAAAUGUUAAA